AUAUAUACACAUAAUUAGGGUUUUUAAUUUUUUUGAGUUUUGCCUCCAAAAGUGGUUUCCCGCCACUUGUACAUUUGAAACAAAACCCUCCUGCCAAAUUUCCCCUAUUUAUUUCCCUUUUAGCGCAGCUGCUGGUUUUCAGAAACACUUUUCCUUUGUAUCUAUCUAGGGUUCUGAAAAGUGUUGCGAUUGUUUGUGGGUGUUUGAGAAUUUUGCAAAUUCUUGAUGGGUUCCUCGAGUUUGAUGGUGGAGAAUCAAAGCGCGGUGAAUAAUGGCGUGGGUUUGGAAGACCAAGUGAAUCCAGGGAUGAAGGAAAAGAGAACACAGGGUAAAUCCAAAUCAAAUGUUUCUGAUGCUAGUAUCAAAGUGACUGCAAAACCAAAGAAAAAGCGAAUGUCUGAGAGCACUGAAAAUGUUUCUGGUUCUCGAAAAAUGCCAAAGCGAGCUGCUGCCUGCAGAGAUUUUAAGCAUAAAUCAGUUCGUGUCACUGAAAAACCAAAAAUAGAAACAAAAAGGGAUCAUGUAGUGGAAGAUGAAUUGGAAGCAAUAUGCUUGACAGCUAGCCAGGAUGCUCAGCGGCCAAAUAGAAGACUGACAGAUUUUGUCUUCCAUGAUGAAGAUGGAAUACCACAACCGGUAGAAAUGUUGGAAGUGACUGACAUUUUUAUUACUGGUCUCAUCUUACCCUUGGAGGAAACGCAUGAAAAAGAUAAGGCAAAAGGAGUUAGAUGUGAGGGUUUUGGGCGUAUAGAAACCUGGGCGAUAUCUGGGUAUGAAGAUGGCUCACCAGUCAUAUGGGUCUCUACUGAAAUUGCAGACUAUGAUUGUGUUAAGCCUACCAACAGCUACAAAAAUAUGUACUGUCUUUUCUAUGAAAAGGCACAUGCAUGCAUUGAAAUUUACCAGAAGCUAUCAAGAUCUUGUGGAGGUGAUCCUAAUCAGAGUCUUGAGGAGUUACUUGCUAAGGUUGUCCGUUCAAUGAGUGGAAGAAAAAGUUUUCCUCGUGGGAUGUCUGUUAGAGACUUCAUUGUUUCACAAGGGGAGUUUAUUUUUAACCAACUAAUUGGCUUGGAGGAGACAUCUAAGAAAAAUGAACAAAUAUUCAGUGAGUUGCCUGUUCUUGCUGCUCUUAGGGAUGAAAGCAAGAAAAAUAUGGGUUGUGUGGCUGGUGAGGUGAUUCCAUCUGAUAGGGUGCUAGAUACAAAUCUGAAAAUUAGAGAGGGAGAUAAUAUAAACCAGUCACGUUCAUCGAGUUAUGCAGACGAAGAAGAUGAAGAUAUGAAAUGUGCCCGGUUGUUGCAGGAAAAGGAAAACUGGGGACAAGUGAGACAGAAGAAAAGGCAGCGUAUGGUUACUUCCCCAAACAACUAUUACAUCAAGAUCAAUGAAGAUGAGAUUGCAAAUGACUAUCCACUUCCUGCAUAUUACAAGAAUUCUCUUCAAGAAACUGAUGAGUACCUUAUCUUUGAUGAUUAUGAUGAUGCAAAUGAUCCAAAUGAGCUUCCUCGAAGCAUGCUGCAUAAUUGGGCACUCUACAAUUCAGACUCUCGGCUGAUCUCUUUGGAGCUUCUCCCAAUGAAACCUUGUGCUGAUAUUGAUGCCACUAUUUAUGGUUCAGGGAGUAUGACAACUGACGAUGGAAGUGGGUUUUGUCUUGAUGGGGAGUCUCAUAAAACUUCCAGUUCUGUUGGAUCACAUGAUGUGGAUGGAAUUCCUAUAUAUUUAAGUGCAAUAAAGGAAUGGAUGAUUGAAUUUGGAUCAUCGAUGGUCUUUAUUUCAAUUCGGACAGAUAUGGCCUGGUAUAGGCUUGGAAAGCCAUCAAAGCAGUAUAUUCCAUGGUAUGAACCAGUUUUGAAAACAGCGAAGCUUGCAAUCAGUAUCAUCACAUUGUUAAAGGAGCAAAUUCGAGUAUCACGACUUUCAUUCUCAGAUGUCAUUACUAAAGUAUCUGAAUUUGACAAGAAUCACCCUGCUUACAUAUCUUCCAAUCCAGUGGCAGUAGAGAGGUAUGUGGUAGUUCAUGGACAGAUUAUACUGCAGCAGUUUGCUGAGUUUCCAGAUGAUGCUAUUAGGAAGUGUGCUUUUGUGACUGGUCUUCACGAUAAAAUGGAGGAAAGACAUCAUACAAAGUGGUUAGUGAAGAAAAAGGCGGUGCUAAAGAAAGAAGCAAAUUUGAAUCCUAGAGCAGCCAUGUCAGCUGUGGACUCGAAAAGGAAGGCGAUGCCGGCAACAACAACAGGACUGAUCAAUAGAAUAUGGGGAGAGUUUUACUCGAAUUACUCACCAGAAGACUCGAAGGAGGGAGAUGCAUGUGCAGUGAAGGAAGAUGAAAUUGAGGAGGAACAAGAAGAAGAAGGAGAAGAGGAUUUUGAAGAGGUUGAAGAAGAAAAGGGAUUGGUUAUUGAGCAAACUGUGAAGCCUUAUUCAGGAUCAAAACAAGGAAAGCUGUCCUGUUGUAGUGAGGAAAUUAAAUGGGAUGGGGAGGCAGUUGGCAGAAUGCAUGGGGUUGAAGCUCUCUAUAAACAAGCAAUAGUUCGUGGAAGUGUGGUUUCUGUUGGUGGUUCUGUCCUUUUGGAAACAGAUGACUCAGAGGAAUAUCCUCCUAUCUAUUUUGUCGAGUACAUGUUUGAAGACUCGGACGGGAGAAAAGUGGUUCAUGGAAGAUUGAUGAUGAGAGGAUUUCAAACUGUUCUUGGAAACACUGCUAAUGAGAGAGAGGUAUUUAUGACAAAUGAUUGCUUGGAAUUUGAACUGGGUGAUAUUGGGCAAACAGUGGUUGUUGAACCCCGGUUGAUGCCUUGGGGUUUUCAGCAUCGCAAGUCUAAUGCCGCUAAUGAUAAGGCUGACAGGGCAAAAGCAGAAAACAGAAAAAGCAAAGGAUUGCCCAUGGAAUACUUCUGUAAAAGUGUGUAUUGCCCGGACAAAGGUGGUUUCUUUCGUCUUCAAAUUGAUUGUAUGGGUCUUGGUACUGGGAUUUGCCACUCCUGUAAAAUAAAGCAAUCUGAGAAGGAGAAGGAAGUCUUCAAGAUGAAUUCUUCCUUGACUGGCUUUUCACACAAUGGAACUGAGUACUGCAUUCAUGACUUUGUAUACUUAGAUCCUCAUCAUUUUGGAGAAGAUGGGAAGGACAGUGAAAAUUUCAAGGGUGGGAGGAAUGUGGGUUUGAAAGCUUAUGUUGUUUGUCAUUUGCUGGAGAUUGAAGGAGUGAAAGCUCGGAAGCAAGCUGACCCUGAAUCAAUGAAAGUUAAAGUUAGGAGGUUUUUCAGACCAGAGGACAUUUCAGCAGAGAAAGCGUACCGUUCGGAUAUACAAGAGGUUUAUUACAGUGAACAGAUGGUCACAGUGCCUCUCAUUGCCAUAGAAGGGAAGUGUGAGGUCCGAAGAAAGCAGGAUCUUCCCUUCAUGGAUGCCCCUGUCAUUUUUCAGCAUAUCUUCUUCUGUGAAUAUUUUUAUGACCACAAUAAUGGAGCAAUCAAGCAGUUGCCAGCUCACAUUAAACUAACUCCUUCUAAAGAAAGGGUUGUGGAUGAUGCUACAAUUAGAAAGAAGAAGGGGAAGUGUAAAGAAGGUGGUAGUGGUUUUGAUGAACAAAAGAAUGCGUCUUCUUCAAAUCGCCUUGCCACACUAGACAUUUUUGCUGGUUGUGGUGGGUUAUCUGAAGGUUUACAAAGAUCAGGAGUGUCUCUGACCAAGUGGGCAAUUGAAUAUGAAGAACCUGCAGGGGAAGCUUUCAAAUUAAAUCAUCCGGAGGCACUGAUGCUCAUUAAUAACUGCAAUGUGAUUUUAAGAGCUAUCAUGACAGCAUGUGGGGAUGAAGAUGACUGUAUUUCAACUCCUGAGGCUGCCGAGUUAGCUGCAAAGCUUGAUGAGAAGGAGAUCAAUAAUCUGCCUCAACCUGGACAAGUUGAUUUUAUCAAUGGAGGGCCUCCAUGUCAGGGCUUUUCGGGAAUGAAUAGGUUUAAUCAUGGAGCCUGGAGUAAAGUUCAAUGUGAAAUGAUCUUAGCAUUCUUGUCCUUCGCUGAGUAUUUCCGCCCGAAGUUUUUCUUGUUAGAAAAUGUCAGAAACUUGGUAUCAUAUAACAAAGGGCAGACAUUCCGGUUAACACUAGCUUCACUUCUUGAAAUGGGUUAUCAGGUGAGAUUUGGUAUCUUGGAGGCUGGAGCAUAUGGUGUAUCGCAAUCUCGGAAACGUGCAUUUAUAUGGGCAGCCUCUCCUGAAGAGACACUUCCAGAAUGGCCUGAACCAAUGCAUGUUUUUGCUGGUCCAGAGCUUAAAAUAUCAUUGAAUGGAAAGAGCCAAUAUGCUGCUGUUCGAAGUACUUCGACUGGUGCUCCUUUCCGUGCAAUAACUGUUAGAGAUACAAUUGGAGAGCUCCCAGCUGUUAAAAAUGGGGCUUCAACAACUAUUAUGGAGUACAAAGACGAACCUGUGUCUUGGUUUCAAAAGAAAAUCCGAGGAGAUGCUCUGGCCUUAACUGAUCACAUAUCAAAAGAAAUGAAUGAACUCAAUCUCAUUCGGUGCCAAAGAAUACCUAGACGCCCAGGUGCUGAUUGGCGUGACCUUCCUGAUGAAAAGGUUCGGUUGUCUACAGGACAAGUUGUUGAUUUGAUACCUUGGUGCUUGCCAAACACAGCCAAAAGACACAAUCAAUGGAAGGGCUUAUUUGGAAGGUUGGAUUGGGAAGGAAACUUUCCAACGUCUAUUACUGACCCACAACCAAUGGGUAAGGUUGGGAUGUGCUUUCAUCCUGACCAGGACAGGAUACUCACCGUACGUGAAUGUGCUCGAUCUCAAGGUUUUUCAGAUGGGUAUAAAUUUGCUGGUAAUAUUCAGCAUAGGCAUAGGCAAAUUGGCAAUGCGGUCCCUCCUCCUCUGGCAUUUGCUUUGGGGAGUAAACUCAAGGAAGCAGUGGAAGGGAAAAGCGGUAGAUAGUUGAAUUGCUGUUAAUGCACAUCCGUGCAAUUGUACGUACCUCAAUUGUGUUUGUAAAAUGAAACUAAUCUUAUGUAAUUUCUUUUUGCCCAAGGCAAUAAUAUCAUAGAGUUGGGUUUAUAUUGAAAUUGACCGAGAAUGUAUCACUUUAUAUAACCUGGUUUGAACCCAACUUUAUUGUAUCUCACUCACAUUUAAGUAUUAGUCCGUUUAUAGGACUAUACUCAUAUGUAGUUCUUGAUUUGAGUUUGACAGUAGCUGGAGUCUCUUAUAUUUAAUCUAAUCCUGACAAGUUUGGAUUAGAUAUAAGAGUUUGAGAAAGAUAUGUAAUAUUUAAGAAUAAGAAUGAGAUAUAACAUGUAAUAGGAUAUGAGAUGGAUUAUAUAUAUUGUGAGGUCAUUUAUAUUA
Camellia sinensis is the source of this 5340-nucleotide messenger RNA. RefSeq names its product DNA (cytosine-5)-methyltransferase 1. NCBI's taxonomy places the organism in Eukaryota, Viridiplantae, Streptophyta, Magnoliopsida, Ericales, Theaceae. The record is from RefSeq and is a predicted model, not a curated record. Gene Ontology annotation, biological process: DNA methylation-dependent constitutive heterochromatin formation; negative regulation of gene expression via chromosomal CpG island methylation. Gene Ontology annotation, molecular function: DNA binding; chromatin binding; DNA (cytosine-5-)-methyltransferase activity. Gene Ontology annotation, cellular component: nucleus.